Molecule: messenger RNA, 1215 nt
Organism: Anarrhichthys ocellatus (wolf-eel)
Lineage: Eukaryota; Metazoa; Chordata; Actinopteri; Perciformes; Anarhichadidae
Product: protein Bouncer-like
Exons: 2
Coding region: 449-943 (164 amino acids)
Biological process (GO): sperm-egg recognition
Cellular component (GO): membrane
Source: RefSeq, a predicted model, not a curated record
GUAAUGCACACACACUUUACAAACAAGAGACCGGCCGCUUCAUGAAGUUUAAAACCAACAUCUGGGAGACAUUCCACAGCUGCAGCAUCACAUCAAAUAAUGUCAUUUAAAUUUCUUCCCUCAUGACUCGUUCUCUGCAGAGCGGCAGGCAGCAGGUGGCGCUGUAAUCUGUUCUGUUGCCUCAGUUGAGAUUUUCUUUUAAAGACUGUUCAAAGUGUUCUGAAGGAUGAAUCGUGAUGUUAUUUUUGAGCAAUGAACUGAAGGCGAAAAUCCAAACUAAAAGCUGUUUUUUUUUGUGUGAAUUUCUAAAAUGAUUUAUGGAUUGUGUUAAAAGAGCUUCAAAUACACACACCUGUUUCUGCUUAGUAAUCAGAGGGUUUGCUGGUGUUUGGAGGUUCCUCAGGUCGACACAUCUUCACCCGUUCAGCGGGUUUUCACAAACAAAAAGAUGGGAUCACAAAGAGAAAUCAGUCUGGACGUCCAUCUGUUGGGACCACGCAGGCUCCUGACCUCCAUCCUGUUUGCCACGGCUCUGGUCCUCCCCGCUCUGAGCCUGGACAGCCUGCUGUGUAACUACUGUCCUCUGCAGCAGAAAGGCCAGUCCUGCCCCAUCAUCGUCAGCCAGUGUCUGCCUGAUCAGCGCUGUUCCAGCUCCAGAGGCCACUACGGCUCCCUCCACAUUCUGUCUGCUCAGGGCUGCGUGGACACUGAACUCUGUGGCUCCCAUGAAAUCGCCUCUUAUCGGGGGGUCAAGUACAACGUCAGCCACACCUGCUGCUGCAAAGACAAAUGUAACAGCCAGCCUAAAUCUCACGCCAACCUGAAGAUGCUAAUAGGGAUGAUAGAUUAUACUAACACCACUAAUGUUCUUAGAGAGGAGCUUUGGGAUUCAUGUGCAAACUACACAUCAGGGAGCUCCACAUUACCUGCCACUGCAUCAUAGAUGUGCUUGUAGCAGGCUGGGAAGAGGCCUGUUAGCCACAGGCACUAAUCUGAGUCUCUGAAAGGUCAGACAUUUGGUCAAAUGUUUGUGAUUAUAAGUAUCUUUGCUAAAUGAGUAAAGAACACACCAUGGUGCAUGUUUUGUUUGAUUAUAUUUUUGCUUCAGAGAGAAAGGUGGACUUGUCAGCCAUCCUCCUGAUAUUGUAGAGUGAAUAGUCACAUUAUUCCUGUGGUUACUGAUGAAUGCUGCAAAAAUAAAAGCGCCAUGAUUAA